GCCAUGGCGGGGUUUCCAGGGCCUCUUCUCUGCGGGGCCCUGUUGGGCUUCGUGUGUCUGAGAGGGCUAGCCGUGGAGGUGAAGGUACCCACCGAGCCGCUUAGCGCGCCGGUGGGCAAGACUGCGGAACUGGCCUGCAGCUACAGCACCUCGGUGGGAGACAACUUCGCCCUGGAGUGGAGCUUUGUGCAGCCUGGGAAGCCUGUCUCUGCGUCCCAUCCUAUCCUAUACUUCACCAAUGGCCAUCUGUAUCCAACUGGUUCUAAGGCAAAGCGGGCCAGCCUGCUUCAGAACCCCCCCACAGGAGGGGUGGCCACCCUGAAACUGACUGAAGUUCACCCCUCAGAUACUGGAACCUACCUCUGCCAUGUUAACAACCCACCAGAUUUCUACACCAAUGGGUUGGGGCUAAUCAACUUUACUGUACUAGUGCCCCCCAGUAGCCCCUCAUGCAGUCAGAGUGGGCAAACUUCCAUGGGGGGCUCUGCUGCACUGAGAUGCAGCUCUUCCGAGGGAGCUCCAAAGCCAGUGUACAACUGGGUACGCCUUGGAUCUUCUCCUACACCUUCUCCUGGCAGCAUGGUUCAAGAUGAGGUGUCUGGCCAGCUCAUUCUCACCAACCUCUCUCUAACCUCCUCGGGCACCUAUCGCUGUGUGGCCACCAACCAGAUGGGCAGUGCAUCCUGUGAGCUGACCCUCUCUGUGACCGAACCCUCCAAAGGCCGAGUGGCUGGAGCUCUGAUUGGGGUGCUCCUGGGUGUACUGUUGCUGUCAGUUGCUGCAUUCUGCCUGAUCAAGUUCCAGAAAGAGAGGAGGAAGAAGCCCAGGGAGAUAUAUGGGGGUAGUGACCUUCGGGAGGAUGCCAUUGCUCCUGGGAUUUCUGAGCAAACUUCUGUGAAGGUUGAUUCUAGCAAUGGACUCCUGGAAAGGCACUCGUCUGCCAGCACUGUGACCACCACCAAGUCCAAGCUCCCCAUGAUUGUCUGACUUCUCUCAGUCCAUGAGGAUGGCGAGGGGUGAUUAUCAAUAAUUAAAGUCUUUGGGUACCAUA
Messenger RNA from Carlito syrichta (Philippine tarsier), 1051 nucleotides. RefSeq names its product V-set and immunoglobulin domain containing 2 (gene VSIG2). NCBI's taxonomy places the organism in Eukaryota, Metazoa, Chordata, Mammalia, Primates, Tarsiidae. The record is from RefSeq and is a predicted model, not a curated record. Bases 4 to 987 code for a protein of 327 amino acids. The transcript has 7 exons.